UAUUCCAUUAGCCUAUUGGAUGUUGAAUGCACAACAACCUUGAGUGGUCAUUGGAUAGCCGUUGUGUUGCUUUGAUAUCUUUACACAUUGCAAGUUGAUUUUUAGUUUACACACUCAUCAGUAAUUCCUAAUCUCGUGGUGUCUGGUCCGCUGUCACUGUACCUCGUCUGCGCAAACGUAAAUUACUUAGACGCAAACAAACUACUAGCUGGCCUUUUCAAUUAAUAGUGGCGAUAAUGCAUAGCGUCUCAGAACACGAAGACCCUGACCUAUAUUUUGAGCCUGUUAUUACUCUUCCCCCUUUAACAGUCUGUAGUUCCGAGGAGAAUGAAGAGUGCUUAUUCAAACAGAGAGCACAACUGUUUCGUUUCGACACUAUUGACGAUCCCCCAGAAUGGAAGGAGCGUGGGGUUGGAGUGUUAAAAAUUCUACGUAACAGGACCAGUGGAUGCUAUCGCUUAUUGAUGCGUCGGGAUCGCACGUAUAAGGUUUGUGCCAACCAUUAUCUCCUCAAAAAUAUGUACUUACGUCCAAACUGCAGCAGCAAUAGAGCUUUCGUUUGGAGUACGACAGCUGAUUUCGCAGACGAGGUGGUAAAACCAGAAUUAUUGGGUGUUAGAUUUGCUAACUCUACAUAUGCAGAAGAUUUUCGGAAAGUUUUUGUGGAAGGUUGUCAAGCAAGUGAGGAAAAACUAACUGAGAAUAGAUCCAGCAUUGAAGAUACUCAUUCUGAUAAAGAGGAUAAAACUGAUGAUAUUGGCACGCUCUCGAAUUCUGUCAAAGAAUGCUUGAAUAUUGCCUCACCAGAUACCAACUCUCCUGUUCAUUGCAGUUCGAUAAGAACCGAUGCUUGAAUAUCUCAUUAUUGAGACUUUUUUCAUAAACAAAUUUAGAUCUGUUAUACAAUAUCUAAUUUUUUAGAGAAGGUGUCUUAUAUAAUAUCUUAUUUGUUUUUCAUUAAGUAGUUCGUUGAAACCAGUUCUCAAAUAUCAAGCGCCAUUUUUUGUCUUAAUAAUGCCCUAUUCAGAGCUUGAAUCUGGUAACUCUGUUACAAAUAAUAUCUACAAGUAGAUAUGAAAUCUUACACCUUAUCCAAUUAUUGUUAUUUUAGUAAAGUCAUGGGUCUACUAAAAGAGUAGUGAAUUAAGUGAUUGCCAUUAAUCGGGUUCUGUGUGUUUGUAUAUGAUUUCUCCAUAAAGUAACAGUUGAACCAACAAGGUGAUGCAUACAUUUAUAGUCAUUGUAUCGUCUUUAGUUAUUUAUUUUCCAAGAAUCCUUUUUAAGUUAAUUGGCAAGUGUUUUGUCAGUUAUCAACAUUUGAUUCUAAUCAAUCAGGUUGAUGAAAGGAUUUUUAUUCACAAACUGUCGCACUUCACAUCUGCACAUAGGAUUCGAUAGGCCCCAAAUGCCCUGGUAUGGCCGAGAGUGAGAUGGACCCGCCCUCCCUCUCGAAAUGAUCUCACAUGGCCACGCGUAUACAGCCUCUGUCAGGGAAGUCCUACUCACUGCCUUCUCAUGGCAGGAGUGUUGUUUACAAAGAUGAGAGGACGAAAAGCGAAUGUCCGGCGCUUUAACCGGAUUCCAAACCAAUGGUGUACAUGGACACCAGUAUAUUGAGGGGACAAAUGGCGUAUAAACCAAUUGUUAAUCACCGGCUUCCAUGGGACUGCAUCUCCUCAUGAUGCUCCACUGCCUCGUGGGUCAGACCUUCAGUUCGAAGGCUCGGGGUGUGGCCCCCUAAGAAAACCGCCUGCUUCGGUCUGGACACCCGGGCAGUAUCCCAGCCCACACAUAGAUAUGAUGGAGUGUUGAUAUUUAUGAGAAAUACUUCUCUUGUUUCGAUUAACAAUCAAACGGUUCAUAUGAUUAUUAUUCACGUCAUCUGUUCACUCUCUUUUAUUUCCACUCUACGUAUCCUUAUUUACAGCAGCUCGCCUAUGGUGGCAACUCGGUUCUAUCUAGAUGAUCUCGAGUCACUGCCUAGUCGAAAGUUAAAUGCUUCCACCGAAUACGAAUACUCAAACAGUCUUUUUGAAACCACGUACGCGAUUCAAACUGUCUACCUUCAAAGUUCGCACACUUAUGCAGGUCGGACAACAGAUAGGGCUGGCUACGUUUUUAGAAAGUCUUAAUAUCGACGUUUGUUGUCUAUCCGAGACCCGUAUUCAAGACUGCUGAAGAAAUUCGCUCUCCAUCUGUCGCUUCAAAAAACUUGUUUUACGCGCGUUUAUCCGGGGACCCUGUGGCGUCUUCGUCCGGUCUUUCUAACGUUGGUGUCGCACUAAGCGCUAGAGCUGAGGCAGCACUAAUCGAUUGGAUUCCCACUAACAGUCGGUUGUGUGCUGGUAGAUUACAAAGUGAGAAGAAAUUGGCGGGAGAAACGAUGUCUUUUCGUCAUCUCCGCCUAUGCCGCGACAGAUUGCAGCCCGGAUGCAAUCAAGGAUGAAUUUUACCACCAGUUAACUCUUCUUCUCCAGAAAGUGCGUUCGACAGAUAUUGUAGUAUUAGCUGGAGACUUGAAUGCUCAGGUCGGGCGUCUAGGCACAGAAGGGAGUCGUUUAGGUGGUCGAUGGAGACUUGGUGGUCGCACGACAUAACGGGGACCGUCUACUGCAACUGUGCACAGACCACAACCUGUUUAUGGCUAGCACCAACUUUCGGCAUAGUCAUCGCCGAUGUGCCACCUGGUGUCCUCCCUCUGUAUUUCAAACCUGGACUCAGACUGAUUACAUCGCGAUCAGCUACCGCUGGCCUGGUUGUGUACAAGACUGCCGCUCCCUUUGGAGUACCUAUCUGGACUCUGAUCAUGCCCUGGUCUGCGCCAAUCUCACCUUACUUUCCAGUGGCCAACGAAGUGACCACCACCAAAGGAUUGAUGUCAGCAAGUUGGUUGCAACUUCUGUUGGAAGUGAGUAUCGAACCGAGCUAGCUUUUAUGCUAGCUACCAUUCCACCAAAAAGUACAGAAGUAUGGAGAAUUGGUUGCAACUUCAUGACGCCAUGAAAAUAGAGGGUACAGUCAGUUGUGGGUUCGCGAAACGUCCCGCUUAUAAGCACUGGUUUUCUUCAGGCUCCUUAAAACUCAUCGAAGCCCGUCGGUCUACUACGGGUGACCGUGAAUUUGACCACAAACGAAGGCUGAUACGUAAUGAGAUCGGGAAAAGCUUGCGUAAGGACCGAGAAACCUGGUGGUCGGAGCGUGAUAAUGAGCUGUAAGCAGCAACUGCAUCUGGUAACAACCGGAAGCUCUCUCAACUCAUCCGAGCCACUGGCAGCAAGAAUUCUGGUGUGAGCGAAACAAUCUGUGAGGAUGAUGGGAUGCCAGUCACUAACAUCCAUCGACGUCUUGGACGAUGGGCAGAAUUCUUCGAAGGGCAGUUCAACUGGCCUGCUGCCCCAGCAACAUCGGUCGGACUGUCCUGCCCUCCAUGGCCGGUGACGACUGAUCCACCAAAUGAGGCGGAAGUCCGCAAGGAACUCCAACUCUUGAAGC
Messenger RNA from Schistosoma margrebowiei, 3492 nucleotides. The record is from the annotation of a GenBank genome assembly. Lineage: Eukaryota; Metazoa; Platyhelminthes; Trematoda; Strigeidida; Schistosomatidae.